Messenger RNA from Fundulus heteroclitus (mummichog), 3427 nucleotides. Its product is annotated as STE20-like serine/threonine-protein kinase. Gene Ontology annotation, biological process: protein phosphorylation. The record is from RefSeq and is a predicted model, not a curated record. Lineage: Eukaryota; Metazoa; Chordata; Actinopteri; Cyprinodontiformes; Fundulidae. Gene Ontology annotation, molecular function: protein serine/threonine kinase activity; ATP binding.
AAGUUCUAACAGGUGGACGCGAUAGCUUGACGCUUGUCCGCUAACUUCAGCGUGGUCAGCCGACCGAAGUAUGAGAUUCCGCGUUGUGUCCAUUUUACCUCGGUGGCGUUAAACAGUAAAAGAAAAAAAAAUGGCGUCUCGGCUGUGACGAUAUAACCGUUUUUUUUUUUUUUUUGGGUUUAUGUUGAUUUCAGUUCGCGCGAAACGGAAACGCUUCCGUUCGAGAACAGCGAGGCGCUCCAUCCGUAUCCCUCGCCUCCUCCGCUAGCGCCCUGUGUGUGACGGGGCUUUCUGUCUAUGAUGUGAUUGCGAGCAACUGCCGUCUAAAAGGGGGAAGUUCUGGUCGACGUUAUCCCCGCCGGAUGGCCGCGGCACCGGCCCGUUACUGCUCGUCUCACGCCCGCGUGCUCCUGCUCCGAUAGCCGUUUGAGUUCCGCGUCGGGAGGGACCGCUACGUUUCGCUGGCGGAGGGAGAGAGAGAGAAAGAGAGAGAGAGGGGGAGAGAGAGAGAGACCGCAGCCACACACAGCACUUUAGUUCAACGUCUGAAAACAACAACACAAGAUGUCCUUCUUCAAUUUUCGGAAGAUAUUCAAGCUGGGGCCGGAUAAGAAGAAGAAGCAGUACGAGCACGUACACAGGGACGUGAAUCCGGAGGAGAUUUGGGAAAUCGUCGGCGAGCUCGGAGAUGGCGCUUUUGGCAAAGUGUACAAGGCUCAGAACAAGCAGAACGGGACCCUGGCGGCUGCUAAGGUGAUUGACACAAAGACGGAGGACGAGUUGGAGGACUACAUGGUGGAGAUCGAGAUCCUGGCCUCCUGCGAUCACCAUCACAUUGUCAAACUGCUGGACGCUUUCUACUUUGAAGGCAAACUCUGGAUUCUGAUUGAGUUCUGUGCCGGUGGUGCCGUCGAUGCCAUCAUGCUGGAACUGGAGAGACCCCUGACUGAGCCCCAGAUCCGAGUGGUGUGCAAGCAGACGCUGGAGGCCCUGACGUACCUCCACGAGAAGAAAAUCAUCCACAGAGACUUGAAAGCUGGCAACAUUCUCCUCUCCCUGGACGGAGAAGUAAAACUCGCUGACUUUGGCGUGUCGGCUAAAAAUACCAACACGUUACAGAGAAGAGAUUCUUUCAUCGGCACUCCAUAUUGGAUGGCCCCGGAGGUUGUGAUGUGCGAGACGUCCAAAGACCGGCCGUACGACUACAAGGCCGACAUCUGGUCCCUCGGGGUGACCCUCAUAGAGCUGGCGCAGAUCGAGCCACCCAACCACGAAAUGAAUCCCAUGAGGGUGUUGCUGAAAAUCGCCAAGUCGGAGCCGCCCACCCUGAUGCAACCCUCCCGUUGGUCGUCGGAGUUUAAUGACUUCCUGCGGAGAGCAUUGGACAAAAACGUGGACAAUAGGUGGAGUUCAACACAGCUUCUGCAGCAUCCUUUCGUGACCAGCGUGACUGACAGCAGGCCUCUCAGAGAGCUAAUAGCCGAAGCCAAAGCUGAAGUCACGGAAGAGAUUGAAGACAGCAAAGAAGACGAGGAGGAGGAGGAACCAGAUGCUGCUGCUGCAAUCCCUGGGCACAAAAGAGCUCCAUCAGAUGUCAGCAUGGCCAGCUCAGAGGAGGACAAAGUCCCACCUACUCCCUCCACCCUGGAAUCUGUUACGGAAAAGACGGAGGCUGAGCCUGCUGAGGACCGCACCAGUGAUAAGCUCUCUGAUGAAGGACUCGGAACGAGUGAAGUUGACAAGAUGGAGGAGGAGAAGCUCAACGACGUUUCUGCCAGUAAUGAGGAUCUGGCCCCUGGACUAAUGGAGGCAAGCAAGGACUUGACUUCACAAGAUUCUGCCCAGACUAAAGUAGAUGGAAAUCAAACCGAGGAGAUUUCUGGUGAGACUUCAGUGUCAAGGCCAGAGGAACCUGUAGAUUCCCCAAGGUCUGCCUCAGAGGUGGAGGCAACGGAGAUACCGAAGGAGACGGAGAAAAUAGGAAUAGAGGAGGAAACCACCCCAGAAAUAAAAGACGAAAAGAAGAUGGAUCAAGAUAAACAAAAAGCAGAUGUAGACGGUGCUGAAGAUUCAGUCGAAUCUCAAGAAACCACUGAAGGUACAGCAGCACAAAGAGAAACUAAAUCAGAAGUACCAGAGGGCGAAGAAGAAGAAAGCAAAGACUUAAAUGAGGAGAUCACUGAACAGAAAGUGACAGAGGAUGGAAUCAAAAACAACAACAACGAGGCUGUUGAAAAGGUCGACGCAGAUAAUUUCCCAUCAGAUUUAGUAGACGCAAACAUAAAUGGAGACAUAGACGGCAAGUCUGGUGUGGAGGAGUCUUCUGCUAAAGCUGCAGUAGGAGACAAACCCCCAGAAAAUCAGUCAGAGGAGGCAGAGCAGCCCAAACAAGAAAAUCAGAGCAGAGCAGAGGAUGAAUUACAAGAGCAAGCACAGAGGGAGCCUCAUCAAGUCAGCGAUGACGUCAAAGUCAUGUCAGGAGUUUCUGACCCAAGGAUUAGCUGUCAGGAUGGCUCUGCUAAGGAAGAUGGAGAAAAAGUAGCUCAUGGAGACAAGAUCAGCUCCCAGGAUGGCAUCUCUGUCCAGGAGAGUGAGACCGAUUCAGAAAGCACGAUGGAGCAUGGAAGCCCCGCUGUGAUGAAGGCCGACCUGGAGAAGGACUCCGACUCUGGAAGCAGCUCUGCUGCCGACAGCAGCAGCCUCGACCUCAAUCUGUCCAUCUCCAGCUUCCUGUCCAGAAGCAAAGAUGGAGGCUCUAUAUCUAUGCAGGAGUCGCAGCGUUACAAGAAGACUCUGAAGAAGACCCGGAAGUUCCUGGUGGACGGCGUGGAGGUCAGCGUGACGACGUCGAAGAUAGUGACGGAUAACGACACCAAAAGUGAGGAGAUGCGGUUCCUGAGGCGACAGGAACUGCGAGAGCUUCGCCUCCUUCAGAAAGAGGAGCAAAGGGCCCAGCAGCAGCUGAGCAACAAGCUGCAGCAGCAGCGAGAGCAGAUCUACCGGCGCUUCGAACAGGAAACUACUGCGAAGAAACGGCAGUACGACCAAGAAGUGGAGAACCUGGAGAAGAAGCAGAAGCAGACGAUCGAGCGACUGGAGCAGGAUCACACCAGCCGGCUGCGGGACGAAGCCAAACGCAUCAAAGCGGAUCAGGACAAAGAGCUGUCCAAGUUCCAGAACAUGCUGAAGAACAGGAAGAAGGAGGCCAUUCAGGAAGUCGGACAGUCGCCCAAACACAUGAGAAAAGAGCUCAUGAAACGGGUUAAAGAGGACCUGUCGCUCCUCCAGACCGCAGAGGAGCAGGAGUUUCUGCAGAAGCAGCAGCAGGAGCUGGACGGCGCCCUGAAGAAAAUCAUCCAGCAGCAUAAGCUGGAAAUAGCCACCAUUGAGAGAGACUGCCUCAACCACAAGCAGCAGCUGCUGAGAG